UGCAUUAUAAGGGUACAAUGGUAAACCAAGCAGAGGAUUCCACACGUUUCAAACGGCAGGCGCGAGAAUUCAGGGGGCUAUUCAUUGCUACUGAUUCACAUUCCAUCCAAUCACUCUCUCUCUCACACAAAACCUCUCUCAUCCCUCAACCCACGAUUGAAACCCUUUCUCUCCCAUUUGAAAACCUAGCACCUGCAAAAUCGUGGAGAUUCCUCUAUAAGCGACGGUUUGUGUCGGAAUCACGCCCUACGGUCGACGCACCAACGUUUCAAUCGGUGGAAGAUUUACAAUCGACAACAAGAUCUAUCAUGACGAAGAGAGGCCGACCUUACAAAAGCCAACCCACCACUGCAGCAGCGAAGCAGCCAAGGUUGGGAGACUUACUUCGGGGAGAGUGAGAAAGAUUGGGAGUGCGGCCUCAGCGCCAAGAGGACAAAGAGCUUGGAAAUGUUCCGAAUAAAGUUUGCAAAGACUCUGUUUACUUAUCCACAUAACUCCGGAGGUGGCAUCAACCAAACUCAUGCCACCAGGUUUUGGAGAGAGCGGCCGCCAAAGUUCAACUUCGAGAAGUGGGUCGAUGAUUAUGGGUUGGAUUGAUCGUAUGGAUAAUAAUUGGAAACGUUGUUUAUAUUACUUUUAACACCAUGUUUUUUUGGAUAGAUCAUUUUGGUAGGAAAAAAAGACUACUUGUUGCUUGGUC
This is a messenger RNA of Salvia hispanica, 700 nucleotides long. Lineage: Eukaryota; Viridiplantae; Streptophyta; Magnoliopsida; Lamiales; Lamiaceae. The record is from RefSeq and is a predicted model, not a curated record.